AUGCUUCAACUCAUUCAGUCGAUACAAGCUCAUUCCGAUAAAGUGUGGAGCGUGUCUGCCCACCCAACACUACCACUUUUGGCCACUGCAUCGACCGAUAAAUCAACCAAAGUAUACAAACUAUCAUCUGUAUCAAGUUUCCCCCAAAUUGCCAAUCUAGAAGAUACACAUAGGCGAUCAGUACGAUCAGUUUCUUUUAAACCACCAAUUGGUGGCGUCGACUACAAUCUGAAUAUAUUGGAUUUGCCCGCGUUGGCUAGUGGGUCAUUCGACUCGACCAUAUCGAUAUGGGGCAUCGAUGAGCCAGAUGAAAAUUAUGAAGUGGAAGAAAUUAUGCAUAAUCAAGCUGAAAUUUUGACAAGUGCAUCCAAUGAAUGGAAUUUGAUGGCAAUUAUUGAAGGUCAUGAAAAUGAAAUCAAAGCAGUAGAUUGGAAUUUUAGUGGUCGGUAUCUUGCUUCAUGCUCUAGAGAUAAGACAGUUUGGAUAUGGGAAACUGAUCCAGAGACAUUGGAGGAAUUUGAGUGCGUUUCGGUAUUGAAUGAUCAUCUGCAAGAUGUGAAGAAUGUUACAUGGCAUCCAACACUGAAUUUGUUGGCUAGUUCAUCGUAUGAUGACACGAUACGUAUAUAUAAACAAGAUUUCGAUGAUGAUGAUUGGUCAUGUGUUGGUAUUUUGGAUUCACAUGAGGGGACAGUAUGGUGUUCCAAGUUUGAAAGUCCAAAGAGUCCCAAUGCUACAAAGGACAGGAUUAGAUUGGUAUCAGUAAGUGAUGAUUUAACAGUGAGGAUAUGGUAUUGUCAAGAAGAUAGUAACAGUUCUCAAUCGAAUGGACAUGGCUCAGCUUUGCCGUCAUCAAUUAAACACACUUCAGAAAUGGUUUGGGAACAAGAAUGCAUUUUACCCACGACGCAUUCUUUACCUAUUUAUUCUGUUGCUUGGUCAUCGAUAACGGGGAAGAUAGUUACCGCUGGAUGCGACGGAAAGAUUGUGGUAUAUAAAGAGACAACAAGAGGAGAGUGGGAAAUCGAUAGUAUUCAACAAUCAGCUCAUGGUGUUUAUGAAAUCAAUUGUGUCAUUUGGGCAAAAAUAGACAACAAAGAAGAAGCAAUAAUAUCUGCUGGAGAUGAUGGGUUUGUAAACAUAUGGCGAACCGAAUGA
Lodderomyces parapsilosis is the source of this 1158-nucleotide messenger RNA. RefSeq names its product iron-sulfur cluster assembly protein. NCBI's taxonomy places the organism in Eukaryota, Fungi, Ascomycota, Pichiomycetes, Serinales, Debaryomycetaceae. Bases 1 to 1158 code for a protein of 385 amino acids. Gene Ontology annotation, biological process: iron-sulfur cluster assembly. Gene Ontology annotation, molecular function: protein binding. The record is from RefSeq and is a predicted model, not a curated record. The transcript has a single exon. Gene Ontology annotation, cellular component: cytosolic [4Fe-4S] assembly targeting complex.